AUGGACUCCCCGGGACGCCAGUCCGGCACCAGCCUGGCCGACCUGAUACGCACAUCACAGCUUCUUACCGAUCGGUACAGUACUGUUGCCAAUAGCCUCAAUACGGCACCGGUGACGCUGUCUGAUCUCGCCAAAGAAUGUCGCGCCGUGACAGAUGCUCUCCGACGAUUCAAGUACCUGCGCGAAACGAUACCGGAAACCCUCGUUUUCGAUCCAGUCCUUCUCGACCAAUCCUGCCAGGAUGCCUUGGACUCGAUCAACACAGACUUGUCGUCUCUCGACUUCUACAGUACGCGAAUUCGCCCGGCGACGAGCGAUAGUGCUGUCGACAUGUCCUCGGGACAAAUUACCAUCAUUUGGAACGAAGACUCUCUCAGGCAAAUCCAACGCCAGCUCAAGACCAACCGUCAAUCUCUUACAUUUCUUCUUAAUUGUGUUCCAAGCGAACAUGUGACAUCCAAAAACCACUCCACAUUCAUGCACUCAUCCCGCCUAGUGUCAUGGGAUUGUGCGAUCAGCCCGGCAGUACUCAACAAAGGUAGUCGACUGCGUCUAUCUACCAUCGGUCCGCGACCAAGGCCAGAGGCAGAAACCACCCCCGUCAAUGAUUCCUUCGAAGUUCGUUCGGCUUUGAAGAGACUCAGACCACCGCCGGGCAUACUAUACAAGCAGAGCAUGAGGACAACAAAAGACUUACACGAUGCAAUCGAUCGUGGAGACGAAGCCGCCGUGGUAAAGCUCCUGUUACAGCGCAUCGAUCCGAAUGCGCCUCGCUUUGGCUCGAAACUUUGCCCUCUUCGUCGAGCUUUGAAUCGCCAAAUUCCAUCUCUAGUAACUUUCAUAGCUAUCGCCGGAGCAGAUCUCGAGAGUAGAGGAGACGAGGGCGACACAAUCUUGAUCACGGCAAUCAAGUAUGGAUACUCCGAGAAGGUCGUCUCGCUAUUGUGCGAACUCGGUGCAGAUGUGAAUGCCGUCGAUACUCUGGGGUGCUCGCCAGUCCACUACGCCGCCAUGUCAGCCAAAGACGAUGACACCUUGGAGGUGCUCAUCCGCGCUGGGGGCGAGGUUGACCGCAGGGAUUUGGGAACACGAACGCCUCUUAUAGCGGCUGUUCAAAAUUACCGCUUCAACGCUAUCGAAAAGCUUCUCGAAUAUGGUGCGGACCUGGAAGCCCGACUACAAAAUGGCAGAACAGCGCUCCAUGUCGCCAUAUCUAUGAGAAGCAGCCCGAUGACGGAGUUCCUAUCAGAUCAGGGCGCCUACCUCGACCGACGUGUCAAUGAGCACACCGCCUUGACGUACGCAAUAUCUACAGCUUGUCCGGAUAUCGCUGAGGUGCUGAUAGGGGCCGGGGCCGACGUUAACUUGCCGAGCUCGAAGGGCAACUUUCCGUUGCUCGCGGCUGCCUCAGCCGGGGACUUACGCACCAUGAAGCUUCUCCUCUCUCGUGGUGCCAAUUUUGAUGCUACCGGUAGCGAGGGGUACCUACCCAUGCACAUGGCAGCCCACAAGAAUCGAGUCGAGGUGCUGCAACUUCUCUUUAAAGCUGGAUCACAGAUUGACCCAACGACAGAACAUGGAGAGACGCCUCUCACCAUCGCGAUGCACUUGGGAUGCUUCGAGGCUGCUCAAUUUCUGAUCGAGGUCGGUGCUGAGGUAGACCACUCCGCUCCUGGAGCAGAGAGAAUCAUAUGCCAAGCUCUCAAAGCCGGCAACACGCGAAUUGCAAUCGCCCUCAUCCGAGGUGGUGCAGAUCUCACAACCCCGUUGUUGCGAAACUCCAGCAUGACGCCGCUACAUCUUGCAGCCCACUACGGACAGAACGACGUGCUUGCGACGAUGAUCAGUACGGGCGUCGACCUCGAUACUAGGACCUGGCCAGGGUUCACCCCACUCUUCGCUGCCGCAAGGGCAGGGCACCUCGACACUGUGCGACUUCUCCUCGCCGCCGGGGCGUACCUCAGAGCUCGAUCAAUGUCAGGGGCGAACCUGAUGUUCUUCGCCACAGCGCAUCCCGCAAUGAUCAAGCUUCUGAUAGAACUUGGAUUAGAUGUUCGUGAGCGCGAUCAUCACGGCGCAACACCGCUACAUUAUGCGGCUGUCAAGGGUCAGUAUACGACAGUGAAGCUGUUGUUACAAAAUGGCGCGAGGUUGGUUCAUGCCAGCGCCGUCUUCGAGUCUCUUCAAGACUAUAAAACGAAAGCGAAGUAUCGCCAAGGCACUGCUGCAGGCCUUGCUAGACAGAAAGGCCACAUGAAACUUGCGCGACUUAUUGAGGGGUGGAAGUUCAAAACUUGA
Molecule: messenger RNA, 2298 nt
Organism: Colletotrichum costaricense
Lineage: Eukaryota; Fungi; Ascomycota; Sordariomycetes; Glomerellales; Glomerellaceae
Exons: 2
Coding region: 1-2298 (765 amino acids)
Molecular function (GO): protein binding
Source: RefSeq, a predicted model, not a curated record